AUGGCCAAUGCAAGCAGUUCAGGUGGUGGUUAUCGACAAGGUGAUGGAGCACAAGAAGAGAAUCUCUUCCGACGAUCGGACUAUGUAAGAAGUCUCGAUGUUGGUCUUGACCAAUAUGUCGACGAUUCAUCUGAACGAUCGAAUUGUACGUCGACAUGCGAUCUCGAUUCUUCAUUCGAUUCGCGCAACAUGUAUCCGAUGGAUGUAUAUGGUGCUAUUUAUACAUCAGGCUUAACUUUUUUUCGUCGAGCAGAAGACGAAGGCUAUGCUUUUAUGGAAGAGCCAUUGACAGGAGUCUGUUCAUUGGCUAUGGCUGCAUAUCGAGAUCCGAAAUUAGAUGAAAACAUGUUGGCACCGAAAUUUGCUGUUGGAACACGAAAGAAAAUAGAAAAUAUUUUUUCGAUUGGCUAUCAUCACAAACAUGAUUCUCUUGUUUUAUCAGCUCUCGGUUGCGGUGCCUUCAGAAAUCCGCCCGAACAUGUUGCGAAAAUCUUUCGCUCAGUUAUUGAACAAUAUGCAGGAUUUUUUGAAUUGAUUAUUUUUGCUAUUAUUGAUGAUCAUAAUACAGGACAAGCUUUGAAUAAGAAAGGCAAUUUUCAACCAUUUUAUGAGGAGUUAAAUGAUAAAAUACUGAAACCAUACCCACUGACCAAUCAAGCAAAUACAAUAUUCGGUCCUUAUCGUUUUUCAUUAGACAGUGUAACUGUACACGAUAUUUCGAUAUGCGAUUUAGUGCCAUGUAAUUUUGGAGCCAAAUGUAACCAAAUGUAUGAUUCGCAACAUGCUGCUGAUUAUUCUCAUCCAUCUGUGUGUAUUCAACAGUCAUUACAUGGGUCGUGCGCACAAACAGAUGAUGUUGUUCACAUGUCAUCAUUUAUUCAUUCGAAACCAUGUACACACGGUGCGAAAUGCUCAGAUAUUGACAACAAGGAACAUGCCCGAAUAUUCGAACAUCCGUCGUUUUGUCCAAGCGGAGGCACCUGUCAAGAUACAAGUGAUACUCAUGAGAAAGAAUAUCGACAUUUGCCAUUAUGCACACAUGGUCACAGAUGUCUGAAUUUUAAAAAAGGUAGUCAAGCUCAUUGUAAUUCAUUUCGUCAUUAUAUGCCUGCUUGUCAACAUGGGCAAUAUUGUGUUGGUUUUCAUAAUAAAGAUCAUAUGAGUAACUACAAACACUCAUUUCCUACUCCAUGUCCUUGGACUCCAUAUAAUUGUCGACUCCACAAUGAAUUGACACAAACCUCGAAUAUUGGAAAGGUGUCACAAGUUACUCAUCAACACUGUGUUGAUUAUGCUCAUGUAUGUCCGUUUGGUCGCAAUUGUAAUAAUCCAAAUUCAUGGCAUCGGGAAAAAUUGAUUCACGUUGCUCGUAUGCCAUGUAAGUUUGGCGAUGGAUGCAAUAGACUCAAUCAAGAAGAUCAUCUGAAUUCAUUUACGCAUCCAAAAAUUCGCGAUAUACGUAUUGCAUGUAAACAUGCUGACAAAUGUCAUGAAAGACAAGAUCGAAAUCAUAUAUCGAAAUAUCGUCAUUCAAUGACGUUUAAAGAUAGUGGAGUGGUUGGAUACUUUAAUUUAAAUAAAGAUUUAGAUUUUGUACAAAAUCAAAAUAGCAAUAUCCAACGCGUUUUAGAUUACGCUGAGAAGAAAAACUGGAAACAGUUCACUCUGAAGUCUAUUCCAACAGAGAUCAUCGAUUGGCUAGAGACUGUUCAACCUGUUCAUCGUUGUAAGCUGGAAAUAUUCGAGUCGAUCAUUCUUCACGGUCAUGUUAUGAGUCUUGAUUACAUGGAUAAUUUAAGCAAACCAAAAUUCGUCGCGAAUUCAAUACUUCAGCAUAGUCAAAUUCGACGAAUCGAACGUUUAAAAAUAUCACAAUGUGCAGACAAUGCCAGGGAAUAUAUAACUGCCUUAGUUAGUGAUAUUUAUGAGAAAGCCGGAUUUUUAAAAAGAUAUGCGGGUGAUGUUACUGAAUCGUUUACAACACACGCUGACGAUAAUGCCCGUUUGGCGGACCGUGCCAAAUUGAUCAAACAAAAAGAACGUGCGCUCUCAGCUCAACUUAAAAACCAGGAAGAUAUGGAAACGAUUCGUGUAAAAACAAAAGAAAUAGCUGAGGGUUCCAUUAAAUUAAAUUCGAACAAGUCUGGCAUCGGUUAUUCCGUCGAUAAAAAGUUGGGAACCAACAAAGCUGUUUUUAGUAUAUUGGGCCCUCAUACGGGUCACCACUAUGGAGAUGUGGUUCUCAUUUUCAAACGUGAAAUUCUUCAUCAUCCUGAUGCAAACUUUUCCCUUCAAGCAGCGACCUCAUAUUUCAGUGGAAAUUGUUACGAAUGGCGUCCAUGGUUUGGUACUGCUCCAAAUCCGAAAGUGGAGUCGACACAGAUUGACUUAUUUCACAAAACUAAAUUGCAUCCUUCUGUACCUGGAUAUGAAUAUGCGACCGCUCUCGAACUGAUCGCCAUAACAAGUCACAAGAUGAACAAAACACCAGCAGAAAUCGAUCUUGAUAAAGUUAUUCAACGAUGGCUCACUGUUGAUUCUCAUGAAGUUAUCGAAGCUCACCUGCCUCCACUCAUUCCAUUAGAUUAUAUUGAACAGAUUUAUAUGCCACAAAGUAUAUACAAGGCACUUAGCGAAAAUACUCAUAAUAUAGUCGAUGAUCUGUUCAAAGGUUGUCUUACACUCUCAGAUAAAGAAUCUAAAGAUUAUAACAAAUUUGUUGUCGAACAACUCAAUAAACGAUUUCGUCCAGGUGAUCCUCAUUCAGUGUCUCGACCCACACAUGGUGCUAUCUUGACAAUACCGUCAACGAACUUCAAUGAUCAUUAUGUUUUACCUUUGACCAUUUCGCAAGCGGAAGAACAAUAUCGUCACGGUCAUCCACACAUUACAAGAGAAAGUACGAUUUACAUCUACUGGCAGCUGAUGAAUGGGGACAUGAUGCUAACACUAUCUGCUAAACCUAUUGAUGCAGACGAAACCAAUGCAAAGAAUUCCUGUUUAAUUUGUUAUGUUGCUCCAAAGCCAUCGUUUGACGCAUCAGAUGACGUAGAAUAUCACGAACAAACAUCAUAUUUGAAUAGCGGUCAACCUUAUGAACAUUCAGUGUUUGUUAGUGAAAAAAAAUUCGCAGGAAAAUCCAAUGAAUUCUAUAUGGGAUGUAAUACCGAUGAUCUUAUGACUCUCUGUCUGGAAAUUCAACGUGCAACCGGAGUAGUCAAUCUUUCUCACGCUGGCCCUAAUGCCAUCUACAAUCAUCAAAAGAUUUCCUGGAAAUUUUCCAAAACAGAACUCGAUACAGAGAAGUUAGAAUUUAUUCAUGUUAGCGCCGGAAAUGGAACUGUACCCAUUCGAAAUUUGAUCAUUACAUUCGAGAAACAAGAAGAUUUAUACCCAACAUUGGAUCCAGAUUUCAUCAAGGGUACUUCGUACAUGACCGAAAAAACAUCACCGGAAACAAGAAUUGAUAGGACACAAAUGCAUCAUCCUACACAAGAUGAUCAAAGCGUAGCAUCAUAUGGCCUUGUCACUCAAUUUCUGAACAGAGUCAGUCAAAUAAAGGGUAUAGUAUUUGGUGCUGGUGACAGUUCAUCAUUGAAACCGUGUCCCGAGGGGAUUAAUUGUCUCAUUCAGUUCUCAGACAAUGCAAAAACACACAAUUCACAAUAUUCGCAUCCAUGUCGUUAUGCUGAGCUCUGUCGAAAUCCAGAACCUAAUCUAACGCAUCCUCGAGCACCUCGUGGACUUCCCCAUUGUUCUUCUGAUACAAAUUGCAAACAGCUUUGCGAUCCGAUGCAUCGGGCUCAUUUUUGUCACACCGAUUUACCGUUCUAUCUGAUUCCUUGCCGACGACAAAAAAGUUGUAACGACAAUUCAGAAGGUCAUCGAAAGAAAUACUCACAUAGCGAAGAAGGUUUAGAAGAAAUUGGCAAGGAGACAUUCGAGGGUAGAGUAGACUAUUUUUGUCUGAAAAUAUUUUUUCAUUUUCACUUUUCAUACAAAGUUGUAACUACUCAAUCGACGCAGCAUCGACAAAAAGCACAGAAACACACUAUUGUUCCCGCUACAAGUGUACCAUGUAAAUGGGGUUCAAGAUGUCGUGAUGCAGCAGAUGCAAAACAUUGUGAAAAAUACUCUCAUCCUCCUGAUACAGAGAAAAAUGAUAAUCGAAUUCCUUGCAAAUGGGGUAUCCAGUGUUAUGAUCAUAAAUCCGAUCACCGAACAAAAUAUUCCCAUUCAUCAGCUUGA
Messenger RNA from Rotaria sp. Silwood1, 4248 nucleotides. NCBI's taxonomy places the organism in Eukaryota, Metazoa, Rotifera, Eurotatoria, Philodinida, Philodinidae. The record is from the annotation of a GenBank genome assembly.